Molecule: messenger RNA, 246 nt
Organism: Iphiclides podalirius (scarce swallowtail)
Lineage: Eukaryota; Metazoa; Arthropoda; Insecta; Lepidoptera; Papilionidae
Source: the annotation of a GenBank genome assembly
AUGGUACUUUCUGCAUGCAGCCCAUACUUUAAGAGCUUAUUAGAGGAGAACCCUUCAAAACAUCCUAUUAUAAUCUUGAAAGAUGUUUCUUAUCUACACUUGCAAGCAAUACUCGAGUUUAUGUAUGCUGGAGAAGUAAAUGUUUCUCAAGAACAGCUUCCAGCUUUUCUCAAGACAGCAGCACGGCUCAAGGUUAAAGGCCUAGCUGAGCCUCCCCCACAGAUGCCAAGCAUUAAAAGAGAAGGC